UUUUCCCCGCAGUGUACGUAUUUAUUAUUUUUAAACGAUAAUUUAUGACUAAAGAUGCAAAAGUUUUUUCGAAUUCAUAAAUUGUAAACAUAAAUAAUUAUUGAAUAAAUCAAAAUAUUAAAACAGUUUCAGAUUCAGGGAUUACGUGAACAAAUUAAGUGGUUUAUCGAGUUUAUGGAGCUCUGCAUCAUGUCUUUUCAAUAAAAACGCUUUCCGAUUCUUUUUUUUUUUUUUUUUUUUUUUUUUUAUGCUUAGAAUCGGCCGGGUUGUUUCUUUAAUAAAUCCAUCAGAUAUGGACCGAAUAGUACUAUGUAACAGACAAUAAUAUAAUACAAUGAUAGAAAGGUCAAAAGCAGCAUUAGAUCAGAUGAUAUUGCAGUAAAUACUGAAAUAUUUUACAAGUGUCUACAUGCUUAAAAAUUUUACAUUUUAAUUCUUUUCACUUUUACAGGCUUCUUACCCGCAUUCGAUGGAACGGCUAGGGGCAAUUAUGGUUUAAUGGAUCAAGUAGCAGCACUGCACUGGAUUCAAGAAAAUAUUGCAGAAUUCGGAGGAGACGCGAACAACGUUACGUUGUUCGGUCAAGGACAUGGAGCCGCUUGUGUAAAUUUUCUCAUGAUAUCUCCUAUGGCAAGAGGCCUAUUCCAAAGAGCCAUCAUGCAGAGUGGUUCAGCAUUCAGUCCAUGGGCACUGGCUCGCGAUGCAGCAACUCACACAAGAUACUUGGCAUCAGUUUUGGAUUGUCCAACCCGUGACAACACGGCUCUUGUGGAUUGCAUUAGGCAGCGUUCCAUAACGGAUAUCAUGAGAGUUCAGCUGGAUGUUCCCGAUUACCUGACAGCUUUUGGUCCUACCAUCGAUGGCAUUGUCAUCCCUAAUGAACCUGCCGUCUUAAUGAAAAACUACAAGGAUCUUUACGGGCAGUAUGACUUGUUGUUUGGUGUGACGCGUGUGGAAUCUUACUUCAGAUUCUCAGCACAUGAGGAAAAGUUCGGCAUCGACUCAGUUCGAAGGGAUCGAAUUUUUAGAACAUUAGUUCGCAAUGUGUUCACAUUUCAUCUUCAGGAGAUAUAUCUAACCAUCCUUAAUGAGUAUACAGACUGGCUGCAUCCAGAACAACAUCCACUAAAUAUAUUUGAGACCACCGUCGAUGCACUCUCCGAUGUCCUAACGGUCGCACCUAUGCUCAAAGCCGGAAAUUACCAUUCAAUGGCUCACACAUCAAAAACAUUUUUCUAUGUCUUUGAUCACCAAACAGAAGAGAGUGACUAUUCUCCAAGAAUGGGUUGUGUCUCGGGAGAGGAAAUGAAUUACAUUUUUGGAGCUCCUCUCGUCUCCAGUUUAUCACAUUUUAGCGCUAAUUACACCAGAUCUGAAUAUUCUUUAGCAAGAGCUGUAAUGACGUACUGGACUAAUUUCGCCAAGAACGGGGAUCCAAAUGUAAUUUUCUCAGAUGACGAUGAAAAUAUCGAUGACAGAGAUUCAACUCGUUAUAACACACUGAACUGGCCUCAGUACGAUAGGCUACAUCAAAGAUAUAUAUUCAUCGGUCUGAAAUCUAAGAUUCGGGACCACUAUCAUUCUCAUCGUUUAUCAUUCUGGUUACAUCUCAUCCCUUCACUCAACAGACCAGGUGAAGGUAAUCUGAGCUACGAACAUCAUAUGCUGGAGGACCACAACAAUCUUCGCACGUAUGACGGCAAAGUGCGGGACAUCCCUUCUGACCUUUCUCGCGUCACUUCAGAGGAAGUGUUUUACCCUCCGCCUUUACCCUUACCCACAGUAGCACCAACACAGCAGUCGACAACUAACAUUAUAGACAGUACUACUCACCAAAACAAGGCGAUGGUCAAGCUCAACAACUUGCCUUCAGGUUUUACUGUUCUAGAUGGCGUGGAAAAUAGUACUGUUUUAGAAGAAGGUGGGACAACAUCUGUGUCUAUCUUUGAGAGGACUACAGUAGGAUCACCUAGUGCUUUUGAUAUGGGUGUUUAUUCGACUGCUUUAAGUGUCACAAUAGCUGUUGGGUGCUCCUUGCUCAUUCUGAAUGUGCUCAUAUUUGCCGGUGUUUAUUAUCAAAGGGACAGAAAUAGGAUGGAACUAGCACUUCAAAAAGCAAAUUUUCAACAACAACAGCAGCAAAUGGGUAAUAGGGUGGACGCCGGUAACGCCAUAGAACCAGGUACUGUAACUCAGAGUGGAGGCACAAAGCAACACCCUGUAAGAGCCCCUCCUCCAUCACCUGUUGGUCAAUACUUGCAAGUUCAAGACUUUACCUAUCCUAGCAUGAAUCCUGCACACUAUUUAAAUUCUUUGCCACCCAAGCACCAUCAAGGAAUUGCAGUGAUGGGACCUCCAUCAGUGACCAAUACUCCCAAAACGGAUCCUCAGGGAACCCCUGAGGCACAGCCACUGUUGCCACAAAACCAGAGCGAGGUGAGGAUGAUGAGCCAUCUAUGGUCCCCACCUAAUCAGGAGAUCUCUGUGUGAUCAGCUCAAGAAAUCCCGCGGAGAAACGACCGUAUAGGAUGCAGACCUCCGUGUUUCGCUGAACACAUCUGAAUCCCCAUCAUAAAGUGGAUGACCGCUGGUCGUAUAGCCAACUCGGCAGAUGACCGCCACCGAUCCGAGCCAAGCUCGUGAAGUUUAACAAGGGCCAGUCAUCGUCCAUUAUCCGUCCUAUACAACGCUGAAAAGCUCGAGAAUUCACGCGCAGCAGCAACAAGUACGGAGUGAUCCUAUUCACGAUGUUUCUCCAACGGAAAAUAUCUGAUGAUUCAUCAGUUGAUCGCAGAGCCCGUGCAUGUGUUUUUGUCAUUUAUAUCAAUGUCUUUCAGGUGGAAAGAAUAAAAUUUCGAGCUAUUUCAUGCUCAUGGAAUAUCAUAGGCUGAGUCGCACAUGGAAGGACAUAUUUGUUUAGCAGAAUAUAGAGACAAGAUGGACGCUUUUCGUUUGAGAAAAUAAUUAUAGUCUUCAGUGCAUUUUGGCUGCCAGAAAGAAUAACAUACUUAAUGGCGUUACAUUCGAAACAUGAAUGUUAGGACGCUUUAGAGUGCAUCUUUAAGUAAGUAAGUAAAAUGUCUAAAAAUGAGGAAUUUCAAUUAAAUUUAAAGCAAAAUUACCUAAACAGCGUUUCUCGCUCUGCAAUUGUAAACCAUUUUUGGUCAGAAAUAAAUGCGAUUACACUUGCUAUUUGAACAUGCAAUCAUCUAAACCUUAAGGGAUUACUGUUUCUUCAACCAUAUUGAGAAUUUUAUAGGAAGCUAUUUUUUAAACAUAAUUAUCACUUUUACUUCUUUUUCUUGCAGAAUACUCUAAUGCUUCCUCUAUUUUUAAGAAAGCAUAUUUGAUGUAAAGUAUUAUAAAGAAAAAUAAGAUCUAUUGACAGCAACAGGAAAUAUGUACUUAUUGGAGAAUUACGCAAUGCUAAAUAAAAUUAAUAUUUUAUAAAAUUUAAUGACAAUACUUUGUAACUGUUUUAAGUUUUCUAAUGUCGUGUUAAAAAUAGUAGAAUUGUUACAGAGAGGUUUUCAUAUUUUAGAUUUUCAGCUGAAAAUCAUUGAGCAAAAGAAAACAA
Messenger RNA from Stegodyphus dumicola, 3577 nucleotides. Its product is annotated as neuroligin-4, X-linked-like. The record is from RefSeq and is a predicted model, not a curated record. NCBI's taxonomy places the organism in Eukaryota, Metazoa, Arthropoda, Arachnida, Araneae, Eresidae.